CUUUCAUACCAAGGUAGGAACGAAAAAUACCAAACCACUUUCUGUGCGGUGGUUUGUUCGAAACAACAUUUGUUCUACCCUAAAAAAAGGCAGACGAUGCGAGCGAUUUCAAUUUUGCCCUAGUUGUCAACAUCGUCAUCACGUUGAACUCGGUUCCCGCCGCCGCAUAGGAAGGACCGAUACGCCAUUGGGCGCCACGAUUCGCCUGCCGAGUGUCGCGACGAAAGCCAUACGUACGGUCUCCGCCAACAACCCAAUUGUCUCCCAAUCCAUCAUAUGCUCCCAGCGAACAUCAUAAGUCACGAGACGGGCUAGAGUCGGGCCAGUCUUGUCACCCUGCGACCGUCCUCCGUCCACCCCGAGACGACCCAAAACACGUCGAGCUACAUGCCUAAGUCGGAGAGUCACGCCGUUUCCGCCAGUACCUUGGCCGAGCCAUCGCAUCUGCCCCCGGCAAAACCACACCCGCAACGUUUACGUCCGACGUUGGUCGCUCUCGAUCAAGCUAUAGUUCCGCCAUUUUGAGAGUGAACCCGGGCCUCAGGGCAUUAUACUGCCCAGAAGCUCCAGCGAGACGGAGUAAUGCAGUCGGCCAGGGCAAAGCCCGACCCGGGAAGGAAGGCAAAGCUUGCCAACUCUUACCAGGCACUUCUCGAUGAAUUCUCUAACAAGGAGCUCAAGACGGUGGGCAACUACGCACUUGGUCGACUGAUAGGCAAAGGCUCCUUCGGAAAGGUCUAUCUUGCCUCGCACAAACUCAUUAACGGGUCCAAGGUUGUACUCAAGUCGGCCAAGAAGGAUGAUUCAAAUCUCGCCCGUGAGAUACACCACCACCGGCAAUUUGUGCACCCGCACAUUGCGCGACUAUACGAGGUUAUUGUUACCGAAACAAUGGUCUGGCUGGUUCUCGAAUACUGCCCUGGCGACGAACUUUACAACUAUCUACUCAAGCAUGGGAAGCUGCCGGUGACAAAGGUCCAGAAAACCUUCACCCAGCUCGUCGGUGCCGUCACAUAUGUUCACAUGCAAUCUUGUGUACACCGCGACCUGAAGCUUGAGAAUAUCCUACUGGACAAACACGAGAAUGUCAAGCUGGUAGAUUUUGGCUUCACUAGAGAGUACGAGGGCAAAUCGAACCAUUUACAGACCUUCUGCGGGACUAUAUGCUAUUCUGCGCCCGAGAUGUUGAAGGGAGAAAAGUACGCAGGCGAGAAGGUUGAUGUUUGGAGUCUUGGCGUCAUCCUAUAUGCUCUUUUGUGCGGAGAGCUCCCAUUCGACGAAGACGACGAUAACGACACACGCCGUCGUAUUCUAUCAGAAGAGCCGAAAUACCCCGAUCAUAUUCCUCCAGAUGCGCUAUCACUCCUCCAAUCUCUGCUAUCAAAAAGACCUCUGCGACGACCGGAGCUUGGCGAAAUUCUGAAUCAUCCCUUCCUCGCCGACCAUGCUCCCAACCAACUGACGAUCCUGCAGGCGCAGCAGCCCGCCCCUUUUUCGACAGCUCUGGACAAGGAUGUACUGCAGCGCAUGCGCAGCGCUGGUGUCAACAUGGAUGCUGUCAUCGAGUCUGUCCUCUCCCAGAGAUGCGACUCGCUCGCCGGGUGGUGGACCCUCCUCACAGAAAAGGAGCAAAGGAAGAUGUUGCGAAGAGAAAGGAAGCGCAAGGAGAAGGAGGAAAACCGCAUAUCACGUCGCUUGUCGACCACCUCCAGUAGGCUUGAGCGUCUCGCUACUGUUGGGGAAGAAUGGACGGGCUCUGGUAGUCAGUUUGUCAAGCUUGGCGACCCGCCCCCGCCGAGGACCAGGGGCAGGACAGAGCGCAGAAGUGCACACUAUCCGGACCUUCGCAUCCCAGAUUUUCCCGGCCUCAAGGAUGUGAACAAUUUAAAUGCAGGUUUAAGUCCCGACGGCGAAGUACCUCCACCACCAAUCGACAAAGAUUCCAUUAGGUCGGCAAGUUCUUCACGUCACAGACGGCCGAUCCCUCCCCCGAAAGAGGGUGUCCUGCGAAGCGCGCGGUCUAGAGGGUCAACACUCCACUUGGUGACGACGAGCGACGCCUUUGGAGGAAGCAGCGGUGGAUCAGUUGGGGUUGGUGAAGAAGGCUCACAAGGCCAAGGGGGGUCACAACAGAAGGUGAGGAAGAAGCCUUCACAGGUCAUCGUGGCACACUGGAGGAACUGGACCCAUUGGAUCAUCGAGAACACGAGACGCAACAGGCAUUCGGGCCGGAGAGGAAGUCAUUCCACACCGAAUUUGCUAGAAAGGGUUGGCAAGUCUGGGAACAAGGAAGCCAAGUCCAAGGAUGCCAGUCCUAGACCACAAACUAGCAAAUACCCGGCGACGGCCAGCUCAUCCUCGCAAACCAACGUAUCUGGGCUUCCCAAGGGCGUGGUAGCCAACGGUUUUGCUUCCAAGACUACUGCUUCUGGGGCGCUAGCAUCACCAACCGGUGCUACUACCUCGGGCCCAACCGUGCCGCCAAUUCUUACUGCUCCAACCAACAACUACCCGCAUCAACGGGUUGUCAGCGGCGGAAGCGGAUCUGCGGCUUAUAAGAGACAGUCACUCUCCCCGUCACCACUCACGCCUCGCACGGCACUUAGAAGGUCGUCGGCAGGCACGGCGGGACUCCGUGGCCGCAAAUCUACCUCUUCAUCUGUCUCAUCGGUGCGUUCUAUGCACCACCAUCAUCACUCUCACUCUAAAGCCAGCUCUACCAGCUCCAACGGAUCUGUGUCUACCAACAUGUCCAAGGCCACUAUGCACGCGACGCGGUCACCUCACCAUUCGGUCAAAGUUCUCCCGGCUACGCCGACAAUGUCUGGCUUUCCAAGUAAUAUCCGGCUCGUUCGAGGAGGCCCCAAUGACGCCAUGUCGGGCGGUCCAUCGAUGCAGCCGCCGGGAUCCCCGAAUCCCUUUGGAAUAGGGUCGUCCGUGACAUUUGCCAAGCGGAAGCGUAACCUCUUCAAGGGACCGAUGCUCGCCUUUGGCGGCAACAACGGCAGUGGUACAAGGAGUUCGAGUGCCGGGUCACACUCCCGGUCUGCCAGUGCCAGCGGACUAGGACGAAGGAGUGGCGAGAUCACGAUCCAAGAGGAGAACGAGGAGGACUUUGCGUCGGGAAAUGAUGAUAUCGAAGAGGUUGAGUCUUUCACGCCUGUCAUCCGUCGGCCUGGUGAGCGGGUCGAGGAGAUUUUUGAAGAAGAUGAAGCAGGUGAAAAGCCCGACGACAAGGGCAACAGCGUCGUCGAGGAGGCCAUGUGUAAUCACGGCAAGGAAGGGUGCGAUCCGACGGUGACGCAGCCCAUCAGCCCUAUCUCGCUCAGCGCACCAACUUUGGGUGAUGGCGAGCGAAGGGAUCUCCGCUGAUUUUACGAAUGUAACGACUACGGGUGUUUUAAUCUGCGCAUAGCGCCCUUCUUUUUGUUUCUUUUUUUCUUCUUCUUCUUUGUUUUUGCUGGUUAUAGAAUCCGGCUCGCGUGUAUACAGCGCAAAACCUUUUUGCUUUAUGGAUAUCCCCUGGUGAGCGUUCUUGGUAUUGUCACACAAUUGGACUUUGCUACCUCCGGCUUGCUUUAGAUAGCCGCCACUUUUUUUUGUCAAAUAUUUCAGCAAAUAACUUGUUCACUGCACCUGAGUACCUUUGUAUGCAAGUUUGAACUUCAUGUUUCUAUCAUGUCUUUUUCUUUUAAGAUACCUUAAGACUAUUUCCUGCCCGUUUCACUAUUUGCUCAAGCAGAGCCGGUCCUUCUGGUGUUUCCCCUUGUUUCAGAUCGUUCACAUUGCAUCCGGCUAUACUUUCACCCAUACUCAAGAGGUCCCUUGUAGAUAGCUGUGGCGCGGUGGUCAUGCUUUUGUUGGUCUGUGGAUUUGAGGCAUCGGCAGCAGCCGAAUACAUUCUCCUGAAAAGACCCCGCCGCCCUCCUUCUAUCUUGGCAAUUGUGUCCUUGCUGACGCAUAGACCAACAUCAAAAGGCUUCAGAGCUGGUUCGCCGAGCACGGCCAGAGCGCUCAGUCCGAAGUAGGCAUGGUAGACAUCCGGAGGCCCGCCCGGGUGCUUGCUAAACCCACCAAUCAUAUGUUGAGUCUUCUCCAUCAAGAACCGGCGAGCCGACUCUUGGGCCAUGGAUACAUCAACACCCUCGGAGCUGUGCAUUUGCUUGAGGAUAUCUGCAGUCCCGCACACCCACCAACAGUAGCAUGUGUCGGCGACUUUAUUGACUCGACCGUUGAAACCGACAAAUGGUGGGUAUUCGUCGUUGAGAGACAAGCGUGAUAGCGAAUCUGGUUGGAAAAAGUUCUCCUCGUCCUCAUCGUCGUCGGAGGGCGCAUCUGUGUAUUCGAAUUGCCGAGAUGCAAGGAAAUGGAGUAUGUAAGGUAUGUCUAUAGAGGAGUCAUGAGGUCCCGGUUGCGGUUCCGCUUCGUUGCCUUCGAGAGGUCUGCCAAGGAGUGAAAGUGCGCUUACGGCGCAAUAUGCGUAGCCGGCAUGGCUCUCGUGCAUGGAGCUCUCUGCGACGCCACCGUCAAAGGUCUGGCCUGCACGAAUGUGACGCACGAGAGCUUCGACAUCGAUAUCCUCGACCCACCCGGGAUCUUCGGGCUGCACGUCACCGCGCAGUAUCCAACGUAUUAUGGCGGCCAGGUAACAGUAUCGCAUGUCCCGUCCACCUGCAAUUGUCUCGGUAACCGACCCGGAUACUUUGUCGUUUUCGCCAUGUGAGUCGAUGUUCGGAAUGUCAACAAGCACUUCUCCAAAACUUCCGUCGGGGCGCUGCAGCUUCUUUAGCCAGCGAAGUGUGGCGACGCGAUCGACGCCAUAGAAGGCUGCUUCUCCCGAGACGUCGUCGGCCAGGAGGGCAAGAAGGAGCAGCGCAAACGCCGUGGCUGCUAUGUUAGAGCAGCUGGAGUUUCCGGGCUCGGUGCGCAGUGAUCCAAAAUCCCAGCCGUCAUACUCGUGCGGAGGUAGUGUGUGCGUGGUCGAGCCAGCGAAGCCGCCGGCGGUAUGUUGGCACGACAGCACCCAUUCGCGGAAGUUGGAUCGGUCUGUGGAGGAGAUGGUGGAAGUGUUCUUGUUGUUCUUGGCAUCGGCGGAGGUAGCGUUUUGGGUAAGGAGAUCGAUGCCGGAUAUGAUGAAGAAGCCUAGGGCCAUGCGGGUGCUGUCAUUGCUCGUGUACUGCUGGGGCAGCAGGGUUCGCAUGCAUCUUGUAAAGUACCGGAGAUGCCUUGCUACGUCCAGACUGCCAUUGCCCUGCUCCUGAGCGGACAUCUCAAGCUUUUG
Pyricularia grisea is the source of this 5281-nucleotide messenger RNA. RefSeq lists its product as uncharacterized. Gene Ontology annotation, cellular component: chromosome passenger complex; spindle pole centrosome; spindle midzone. The transcript has 4 exons. Gene Ontology annotation, molecular function: protein kinase activity; ATP binding. The coding region runs from base 583 to 3372 and encodes 929 amino acids. The record is from RefSeq and is a predicted model, not a curated record. Gene Ontology annotation, biological process: protein phosphorylation; regulation of cytokinesis; mitotic spindle organization. NCBI's taxonomy places the organism in Eukaryota, Fungi, Ascomycota, Sordariomycetes, Magnaporthales, Pyriculariaceae.